UUCAAUUAACCGAUGAGAAUUUAAUUGUUUCAAUUGUUUAAGAUUAGAUUGAAUCUAUUUUUUUAUUUAUUCAACAGUCGAUUAUUUUAUUCUCAGUGACAAAGAUUCAGUCUGAUUACCAACAAAGUGAAAUAAAACUUGAAGAAAACUGAUCAACAUUAAUUGUGAAUUAAUCAACAACCGAAGGAAUAAUUUCAAAGCUAUUGACAUUUUCCUUUGUCUUCCAUUUUUAAUAUAGAAAAAGGUUUUCGUUUAAGUUCAUUAAAUUAACAAUCGAAUCACCAACUCAACAUAAUCUCUAUCAUCAAAUUUGAUGAUUAUGACCCAUGGAGCCAAUAAAGCUAAUUGACAUUUUAAGUGAAGAAGUCAAAGAAUUGAAAUAUUUUAAUGACAAUUUGAAAAGUCUGAAUGAUACUUUGUCCAAGGAAAUUCAAUCAAUUGAGAAUCGACUUGUAGCUGCUGAACAAGAAAAGACUCAAUUGGAAAGUCAUUGUCGACAUUUACAAGCAAAGAUUGAUAUCAUCAUCGAAGAAAAAGAAGCAGAGAUCCAUGAAUUUAAAGAAAAUUGUGCUCAACAUAUUGAAGCUCAAAAGCGUCUUGACAAAUCUUUAAAUUCCCACAAGAAACAGCUGAAUGAGGUGAAGGAUGUGCUUGUUCAAGCUCGAGAAGAGACGGAACGGAUUCGGAAGGAACUCGAAUUGGCAAGAAAACGUGAAAAGGAGCUACGACAUGAAAUCGGUCAUGUUCAACAUAAUUUGGAAAGUGAAAUAGUGAAAAAUGAAGAGCUGAGAGAAGAGCUUGAAGAUUAUCGCUCUACAAACAAAGCUAUGAAAGAAGAGAUUGAUCACUUGAAGAAGGAAAAGGAAGCAAUUACUCAGAAAAUGGUUCGCAAGGAAAACGAUUAUGAGGAUAUGAAAACAAUCUUAAGUUAUGGUGGUGACUUAAAUUUCUCAAAUCCUCUUCCUGGAGCUGAUGUUUGUUCUGAGAUAUUUGACAAGGAUAAUUUGACCGAAUCAAGAUUAAAUUUAGUUAACUUGAUCCACCCCAUUGAUACAUCAUUAGAACACUUAUCACCAAUUGUGCCUCCAAAUAACAUGUUGAAUCGUUAUCGUCAAUCAGGAUCUCCAAUCACGUCAACUGAAAGAAAACAACCAAUUCGAGUUCGAUUUGACAUUGAUGCUUCUAUGGAUGAAAUUCCUCAAACACCAACAUCAACAACAUUUUCAGCUACUUUAUCAACCAUAGACGAGGAAAAGCCUCAAUUUGGGCCAUUUUGUUUUCUUUUCAUAACUUUUAUUCUAUUUUGUUACACUUUGGUGGUUUAUCCUUUAAAGUACACUUACCAUUACCUUAUUGCCACUAUUCUGUUACCAGGAAUAAAGGUCGAAAGGAUCACAUCAUGUCAAUGAUAAACACCAAAGAUUAAAUCAAAUCAGUGAAUACCGAAAGGCUUAAGAAUAUUGUAAUCGUUUAAUCUUGUCUCAUCACUAAUUUCUAAUUUGAUAAAAUAAUACCGAUGGAAACCCUUGAUUCUUGGAUUCUAAUAAUUUUCUAUUUUUUCUUUUUUCACAUUUAAAUAAAUUCAUUUUGGACUUAAA
Panonychus citri (citrus red mite) is the source of this 1598-nucleotide messenger RNA. RefSeq names its product cilia- and flagella-associated protein 58-like. Lineage: Eukaryota; Metazoa; Arthropoda; Arachnida; Trombidiformes; Tetranychidae. The transcript is spliced from 3 exons. Bases 327 to 1409 code for a protein of 360 amino acids. The record is from RefSeq and is a predicted model, not a curated record.